Coregonus sp. 'balchen' is the source of this 10257-nucleotide messenger RNA. NCBI's taxonomy places the organism in Eukaryota, Metazoa, Chordata, Actinopteri, Salmoniformes, Salmonidae. The record is from the annotation of a GenBank genome assembly.
AGGAUACCCCACUCAAGCUGGUGGCUACCCCCCACAAGCCGGUGGCUAUCCCCCUCAGCCGGGCGCCUACCCACCCCAGGCAGGAGGUUACCCACCCCAGGCAGGAGGUUACCCACCCCAGGCAGGAGGUUACCCACCCCAGGCAGGCGGCUAUCCCCCUCAAGCAGGUGGUUACCCCCCACAGGCUGGUGGUUACCUCCCUCAGCCUGGAGCUGGAGGGUACCCAGCCAUGCCCCCAGCAGGUAAGGCCUCAGGACAACAGAUCAUUAUAUGUCUAAUAUAUGCACAUACAGCAUGUUUUAUAGGUGUUAUACAUGAUAUGUAAUAUAAUCUUAAGGCAGACAGACAGACAGAGACACGUAUACAGAGACAGAUAGAUGGAGGGACUGAAACAUUAAGAGAUGGUCAGGUAAAGAGGAUAGGCUACUGAUGGACAGACUCAGAGACUGUGUCCUCUUGUCUCAGGCCCAGAGAUCAUCAUGAGGUUUAGAUUUAAUGUUGUGCUGCAAGCGUUGUGUUCUCUAAACAACCUCCGCUGUGCUGAGAGACAACACUCACAGACUAACUAGUGACUGACACAGGCCUCCCAUUAUGUGUGCCCUGAGUAUCACUCUGCUGACUAGAAUUGGCAAGUGUAAACAGUUCAUUGCUAGUCCUGGUGUCUCAUUCCAAAGCCAAUUUAAUACUGACCAAUUUCCUUACCUCUCUGCCCUAGCAGAAUCACCAGAUAUUUGUUAAAACUUCUCUAGUAUGAAGUUUAAGCACUUUCUAUGUUCUAUUGAAAACUGAACAAUUAUCCUCUGGUUUCUGGUAACAGCUGAUUGAAGGAUUUAUUGAUUUAUUAAUAAAUUGUUUGAUUGGUUGACUCCAAUCAUAUACAACCACAACAUCAAAGCAAAACAGUACAUACUGUUGUAAAACAGUAGUAAUAGUACAUAGCAAUUUGUCAGUGAUUUGCCAUAAACAGUUUAGUGACAUGCCCAUUUAUGUCAUCUGUUGCAGGUAGUUGGGCAGGUGGUGCUGGUUUCCCCACCAUAGAUAAUCUGUCCAUCCCUGGAUUCAACGCAGGCAAUCUCCCAGCCAUGGUAAAUCUGGCAUGAAAAUACACAUGGAGAAUAUUCACAACAUAUGCCUUGAAUUCAUCCCUAUCAGAUGCUUGCAUUACAUAUUUCAGUUAACAUGAAUUGCACGGCCAAUAUUGGAAAUCCCAACCCAAUUAUUGACCGGUAAGAGUUUUUACCCAGGUCAUCAUCUUUUUCUCAUAUCUAUCUAUGUUGCAGCUUUCUUGUUAACCUUCCUUACAAGUCUCUGUUGCAUGACGAAAAGAAUGUAGCUCAUGUUUAUUAGCUCAGAUAGUGCUUCAAAAACAUAGUCAUUUGCUUCAACCUUCUCUUUCACUGUCGUAAUCCUUCAAAACUCCAUGUUUUGUAUCAUUUCUUUGUUGCAUUGUCUUUUAUUGUCUCUAUAAUCAAAAAACAAAAGCAGAUGAUUAAUCGACAUCUAUAAAACAUAAUUGAUCAUCUACAAAACAGCUUUGCUUGCAUAUUAAUUGAAACCAAUCAGCUUCCUGCCUGUGCACAUUUUAUUGGAUGCCCAUUUCUCCUGCUCCAAUCACAUGCCAACCAGAUCUCAGCAGCCAUGUUCACCCCUGGUGGAUACCGCCACCCUGCCCCCCAGCCCCCUAACCAACAGCCUUGUGGCCUGUACCCCCAGCCAGGAGGGCAGAUGCCCCAGCCUCAAGGCCCAGGCAUGGGCUACCCACAGGCACCCUCACCCAACCCCUCCAUGCCUGGUUACGGAGGAGGACCAGCGCCUAACCAGCCCAUGCCAGGGUACCCUCAAGCCCCAUCACCCAACCCGUCCAUGCCAGGAUAUGGAGGUGGAGCCAUGCCCGUCUCUCCUGCCAUUAAUGUAAGAGACACUGGGAAGAUUUAACCCUAUUGUGACAAUAGUCCUUCAAAAUACAAUUUAGGACAGGUAGACAUCUGGUUAAGUGUCCAUACUUUAUCCAUGGGUUUAAACUUGAAAACCUGAGUGUUCUGCACUAAUAUUGAUCGUGCUUCUAUAGUUUUCUUACUCUUCUUGAGAUGUCAAUGAUUAGAGAUUUUGCCAGGAGUUUUACUGGCAAAUAUCACUGACAGGGUAAAGCAAUCUGGUAACAUUUCGGAAAAAUUCCCUUUUCUUUCAGAGAGGAUUCCGGGGAACCAUCAAGGAUUAUCCAGGAGCAGACCCACUGAGAGAUGUGGAGGUUCUGAGGAAAGCCAUGAAGGGCUUUGGUGAGUUGGUUACAUAGGCCCAGUCCAGAAACAGCCCCUAGCCCCUUAUACUGGUGUCUAGUGAGUGACUUAGACCCUGUCCAGAAACAACCCCUAGCCCCUUAUACUGGUGUCUAGUGAGUGACUUAGACCCUGUCCAGAAACAACCCCUAGCCCCUUAUACUGGAGUCUAGUGAGUGACUUAGACCCUGUCCAGAAACAACCCCUAGCCCCUUAUACUGGAGUCUAGUGAGUGACUUAGACCCUGUCCAGAAACAACCCCUAGCCCCUUAUACUGGUGUCUAGUGAGUGACUUAGACCCUGUCCAGAAACAACCCCUAGCCCCUUAUACUGUAGUCUAGUGAGUGACUUAGACCCUGUCCAGAAACAACCCCUAGCCCCUUAUACUGUAGUCUGGUGAGUGACUUAGACCCUGUCCAGAAACAACCCCUAGCCCCUUAUACUGGAGUCUAGUGAGUGACUUAGACCCUGUCCAGAAACAGCCCCUAGACUUUUAUACAUGGGUCCAGUGAUUGAAUUAGUGUAGUGGGCAGCAAUAUUUGACAGUGUAUAUGAUAUUAUAAGUACCUCACAUGUGACUUGUAAUAAGACUAAGCAAUUAGCCUACUAAAAUGGUUAUCUGACUCAUAAAGAUAAUUAGCAAUAUGCAAAAGACUACAGUUGAACCAUGUGCAAUCGAGUAUUAUGUGUUUACCUGACUAAGAUCAAGGAAUGGUCAUGAGAAGCGAAUAUCAAAGCAAGUAUUAUUUCAUAACUUUGUAAAAUGAAUGGGUUGACAUACAAGGCAUAAAGCUUAAGUUACAAGGCAAUACUGACAUUAACAAAGCAUUAUUCUAGGCAUAUAGAUUCUAAGGUUAACUUACAACGCCAAGCAUGGACAAAGAGAUGCUUACUAGCCAGAGGCCUAGAAGCCUAUGAAAUUAGAAUUGAUCAUACAACCUUCCUCCAUGGACUGGAUACAGGAUAAGAGACUGAACAAAGGCAUUUAAUUCCAUUUAUAACAGGUGUAAACUUUCAACCCAAAUCCAACCACCUUUGACCAAUCAAAUGAUACCAAGUUUACAGUGUAACCUGACCACCAAGGCCCGAUCUCCACAGGGUGUCACAGCAUUGAAAUGCUUCUGUGGGGGAUGAGACCAGUGUAAAUAUGACAGAAUUCCUGAGAGGACCAUAAAACCUUUUUGCAUAUAGUAAUUCAGAAUUCACCCUAUACAGAUACACGUAACCACAGAGAUCAUACAUGCAUAUAGUUAGCAUCAGAGUUAUCCUCAGUGAUCAAGUUUCAGAUAAAUACCAGACAUGGAUACUAUAGUAUUAUUCUAUCACAUUCAAUAGUCAGUCUUCUGAAUACUGUAACAGAGAGAAACAUUUUGGCCCUUCAGAGGUGGAAGGGCUGACUAGUCCUUUGGCAUUGUCUUCUGUCUUCCAACUCCAGGUGUCAGAGAGCACAUAAAUUAGGGCCUAGCCUACAUUAGGCCCUAUCUAAUCUUGGAACCAGAAACAAAUAUUACAUGUGUAAUGGCCAGAUGUCACGAGAGAAUAGGUCCUGUCCAGAAACAACCCAUUGCCAGUCCCUUAUGCAAUACACACUUGUGUAGAUCUGAAAGGAUUGGAUAGGUAUAAUCAACACUAGCAAUUACGUUGUCUUCUAUCAUUGAUCCUUCGAUCUUUGAAUGACUUAAUUAUGUAUGAAGACCUGGUAAUGUUAUUUGCUGAGCUAUGCUAGUAAAAAUAAAUUAUAAACCCACCAAGGGAAAUGGGCUAUUUUGAAUGUGUGUUCUGACAGUCAACUUGUCCUACAGGUACUGAUGAACAGGCCAUCAUAGACCUGCUAGGGAGUCGCUCCAACAUACAGCGUGUUCCCCUGCUCAUGGCCUUCAAAACCUCCUACGGAAAGGUAAUACAGUCAUAAUGACAUUAUACUACAUUGGUACAAUAUUCUGAACAUUUUCUUAUAGCUUAUUUCUUAUCAUAGAAAGACAAUAGUGACCAUGACUAUAAAUGUUUCAAAUCAUUUAAUUUCUUAUUAUGGGAAAGUAUUUGGAAGGAGUAGGCUCGACUCUUGGUUACUUAAAAAAAACGUGGUACUUUAUUUAUCUAAGUUGAGUUAUUAUGGAACAAUUAAAAUAAUGAGUGUUACAGCAUCAUAAAAUGGUCUGAAUAUGUGCCCUGAAGUGAGGGUCAGACUGCAUUCUCUAGUGUGUGCCAGUAAUCUCUAAACAGCAGCUGUUGGUUCUGCUAGUAAACGACGUAGCUGGGGGAUUUGAUUCCCUCAGACCCCAUUAUAGCAGUACCCGGAACACAUAUGGCACAGCAGUUGAACACAGAUAGCAUUAGUGCUUGAAGUGGACUGAAGUAGGUACCACCACUCAUUUUGGGUGCCGGUACUCUUUGUGUACAUUUGCCGCUACUCAUCAUAUUUCAGAGCCAAUAUUCUAAAAGAGGUGCCAGUACUCAAGCAGUACAGAAAAUGACGGUGUCGAUAUUCAAGUCAUAGAACAGUGAAGGUGUUUCUUCUCUGUACUGCUGAGCUCCGGCCCACCUCAAGAACUGCUUGGAUAGCAUUGAAUCAUACCAAGCUUGUAUCCCCCUACCUUCCUAGGAUCUGGUUAAGGAUCUGAAGUCAGAGCUGUCAGGGAACUUUGAGAAGCUGGUUCUGGCCAUGUUGAAGACCCCAGCCCAGCUUGAUGCAUACGAACUCAAAGAGGCCAUUAAGGUUUGUGAAAGGGUUUUCAUAAUCACUGACAUGGAUAUUCCCUCUUAGCGUGUGUGUGUUUGCGUUCGUGCAUGCAUGCAACAAGUGGAAUGUUUUAGUUUUGUGGUUGACACAACUAGCUAAACUAGUUUAAGGAACAGAGAAAAACAAACCAAAUCAUAUUUGGUAAAUAAUAUUAAUGUUGUAAACCUACCAACUGUUCUCGACUGUAUGUUCUGACAGGGUGCAGGGACAGAUGAGGCUUGUCUGGUAGAGAUCCUGUCCUCUCGCUCCAACGCAGAGAUCAGAGAGAUCAACAUGGUCUUCAAGACAGGUAAGUUCCUCAGGCAGACAGGCAGACAGGCAGACAGGCACUACAUGGAGAAUAGGAGUAGUGUACUGCACUGUACUGUGUAAGAAAGCUGUGUGUGUUAUUUCAGAGAAUAAGAAGUCACUGGAAGAUGCCAUCAGUGGGGACACCUCAGGACACUUCCGUAGACUCCUCAUCUCUUUGGCCCAGGUACAGCCUAUGGCCCAUAGAUAUAGAAUAAUGUAUACAUUAUAAAUACAUACUGUAUAUACAUAGGAAUACAUACAGUACAUAUAGAUGUAUGAUUAAUUAUGUGCAGGGCCAGCUCUAGCCUUUUGGGGGCCCAAAGCGAGAUUUAGUUGCCCCCCCCCCCCUGAAAUUCUACUCAUUUUGCCAUGGGGCAGAGAUACUUUGUGCAGUUUUAUAACAAAUGUUAUACAAUUCUACUAAUUUUGUCAUGGGGCAGAGAGACAUUUUUGAAGUUUUAAAGCUAAUUCCCUGCAAUUCUACACAUUUUGCCAUGACUUAGGCCAUGUUGAUGAUAUCUGAGUGAGAGUGACUAACAAAAUCAAUGGGGGCCCCCUGGAGGCCAGGGCCCUGCGCGCCCGGUCGGUAUUCGGCCAUGAUUACUACAAGGUUUACAUAACUGGCUAGACUAAUUUACUAAUCUAAGAAUUGUUAGCUGACAUGGUUCAUUGAGUGACUGUCAGUGACUGACAAAACAAUAGAAAAACUGCUGAUGCACAACCAAAUUUCUAACUUGCACGUUGUGUAUUCUACUAUUCUAACCCUCAACAGUAAGUUGAGACCCCGAGUUCCAGUCGGGAUCCCUAAGCGAUCGCUUAUGUCACUUAUGCCUGGAGCCAGCCCUGUUUAUGUGUUGUGUUUGUGCUCUCAGGGUAAUCGAGAUGAAAGAGAGACUGUGGACAUUUCUGUAGCCAAACAAGAUGCCCAGGUAAAUGACCAUUUAUCUAUAAUGAACCUUGUGACGUCUAAUCCACAUACUGUAUUGUGUCUUCAACAUACUUAGGGACAGGUGUUUUUCAUGACCAUUUGAGCAGGAAAAAAUCUGGACACGACACAGCAUACUUUAAAUCUCUACCAUCUCAUUGAAAGACGCCUGUGUGUAUUGUGUGCCCUCUGUCCAGGCCCUGUAUGCUGCUGGGGAGAACAAGGUGGGAACAGAUGAGUCCAAGUUCAAUGCCAUCCUGUGUGCCAGGAGCAAACCCCACCUCAGAGCAGGUAACUACAGGGGAGAGGAAUGGUACUGUGACAACAGAAGUAAAAUAUCAAUUAAAUGUACACUCAGUGGCCAGUUUAUUAGGUACCCGUUCAUGAAAAUGGUUUGUUCCUACAGACAUUGAGUAACGUGGCCGUGGCUUGCUAUAUAAAGCAGGCAGACAGGCAUCAAAGCAUUCAGUUACUGUUUGAUUGAACGUUAGAAUGGGCAAAACAAGUGACCUAAGCGACUGAGCGUAGUAUGUUCGUCGGUGCAAGGCGCACCAGUUCCAGUACCUCAGAAACGGCCGGCCUCCUGGGCUUUUCACGCACGACAGUGUCUAGGGUUUACAGAGAAUGGUGGGACAAACAAAAACAUCCAGUCAGCGGUAGUUCUGUGGGCGAAAACAGCUUGUUGAUGAGAGAGGUUGAAGGAGAAUGGCAAGAAUUGUGCAAGCUAACAGACGGGCCACAAACAGCCAAAUAACGGCACAGUACAACAGUGGUGUGCAGAACGGCAUCUCAGAACGCACUCGUCAAUCCUUGUCACGGAUGGGCUAUUGCAGCGACCACACCGGGUUCCUAUCAACUAAAAACAAGAAGAAGCGGCUCCAGUGGGCACGCGAUCAUCAACACUGGACAAUUGAGGAAUGAAAAAAUAUUGCCUGGUCUGACAAAUCCUGGUUCCUGUUGCAUCAUGCUGAUGGCAGAGUCAGGAUUUGGCGUAAGCAGCAUGAGUCCAUGGACCCAUCUUGCCUGGUGUCAACGGUACAGGCUGGUGGUGUAAUGGUGUGGGGAAUUUUUUCCUGGCACACGUUAGGUCCCUUGAAACCAAUUGAGCAACGUUUGAACGCCACACCUUGUAGAAUCCAUUCCCCCUUCAGAAUUCAGGCUGUUCUGGAGGCAAAGGGGGGGGUCUGACCCGGUACUAGAUGGCCACUGUGUAUAUGAAAUAUCAGUCCUCUGGUGCGCUCCGCUCAUCUUGAUUUGUAGCUUUUGCCGCUACCUUAUCCGUGUAUGUGUGUGCGUGUGUGCGUGUGCGUGCAUACAUGUAGUGUUCCAUGAGUACCAGCAGAUGUGUGGCAGAGACCUAGAGAAGAGCAUCGACAGAGAAAUGUCUGGAGACCUGGAGAGUGGAAUGGUGGCUGUGGGUAAGAGGACACCUUUCGGUUAACACACACACAUGCACUCUCACACCCAUGCAGGUCUAUCCAGAGUCACACCUACACGUCUCUAUGCAGACACAUACUAACACUCUGUCACACCCAUAACAACACACACACACAGAGAGCGAGAAAUCCAGAUGUAUGUAUAAGGGAUUACCCCAAAAAAACUUGUACAAUGGUUCCACCCAAUUACUGAAUGGGGUUUCACCGUUUUGACGUAACAGUAGUGGGGAAUUUCUUUCUAAGCCAAAUGUGUUGAAUGUCUUAACACCCAUAGCUUACUCAUUCUUAUUGUUAAAAGGUGUUAUAGAAGAUGCUAUAACAAUAUGUGAGUUGUCACACUCUGUUGCUGUCUGAAUGAGUAAUUGUUGUUGUGUUUUCCUUCACUUGGCUAUCAUUGCUCAGGUUAAUGGUACAGUAACUUGCUUUUAGAUUCAUUUGACUGAAUGACAUCAUUGUUGUUAUCUGACUAUGUAUCAAGAGAUACUCACUCUCCAUACACACUUCAUAGUGAUGAUGUGUUGUUUGCUUGUUCCAUUAUGCAUGAUGUUUGUCCGUACAGAAGUCAUGUUGAUGUGAUGUUUGAAAAUGAAUUUCACCCCUCUGACUGUAUUUAUCAAACUACAUUCAUAUAUUUUCAUAUAUGCUGAGUAUACAAAACAUUAUGAACUCUUUCCAUGAUAUAGACUGACCAGGUGAAAGCUGUGAUUGAUGUCACCUGUUAAAUCCACCUCAAUCAAUGUUGAUGAAGGGGAGGAUACAGGUUAAAGAAGGAUUUUUAAGCCUUGAGACAAUUGAGACAUGGAUUGUGUAUGUGUGCCAUUCAGAGGGUGAAUACCCAAGACAAAAUAUUUUAGUGCCUUUGAACGGGGUAUGGUAGUAGGUGCCAGGCACACAGGUUUGUGUCAAGAACUGCAACACUGCUGGGUUUUUCACACUCAACAGUUUCUGGUGUGUAUCAAGAAUGAUCCACCACCCAAAGGACAUCCAACCAACUUGACACAACUGUUGGAAGCAUUGGAGUCAACAUGUGGAACGCUUUCGACACCUUGUAGAGUCCAUGCCCCGAAGAAAUUGAGGCUGUUCUGAGGGCAAAAGGGUUUUGUACACUCAGAGUAUUUUCAAGGUCCGGUUUCAGAUAUGACUUUAUGUACAAUAUUUUCAGUUUAUCCCUUCAUGUCAUUUUAAACUGUUAGUUUUGUUUGUUUUUGAGAGUUUCCUUCAACACACGAUAUCAGUCACCUUGUCUCAAGUCUGUUUGUGCUCUUGCCAACUCCAUUACUUAAAUUUCCAAGCUAAACAUUUGGCAUGACAAUGACUGACUAGAAGUUGGCAUUGUAGCACAAACAGACUGGGCCAUGUUAUCAGUCCCUCCCUCUGAAGUAGGCGGGUGCUAGUCUAAGGUUCAGUAGGGUGAUUAGUACAUGCUGGGCAUUCUAACCUUCUGCUCUCUCCAUGUUCCAGUCAAGUGUAUUAAGAACACACCCGCCUACUUCGCUGAGAGACUUUACAAGGCCAUGAAGGUAAGACGCCCCGUUUAUGUCUGUCUGUCUGGACUGAUUACAAAAUACUGUACAUACAGAACAGAACAACAAAACUGUCCACGACUGAUAAGUGCACACUGAUAAGUGUUAUUACAGUAAUUGCUUCUGAUAACUGUACUCUUCAAAUCAGUGCUAAGGUCCAGCCUGACCUGUGUGUGUGUGUGUGUGUGUGUGUGUGUGUGUGUGUGUUUUUUCUCAGGGGGCCGGGACCAAGGACAAAACCCUGAUUCGGAUCAUGGUGACCCGUUCUGAGGUGGACAUGCUGGAUAUCCGUCAGGAAUACGUCAAGACAUACGGCAAGUCGCUCUACACAGACAUCUCUGUAAGUAUCUCUCCUCAUCACUACACACAUACACACACACCUACACACACCAAUACAUCAAUAAUGCUACUGCUAUAGAGAAGGUUGGGCAUUCUAGUAUGAUGUUCUGGACUAGUUUGUUGAUGUGUUUGUGUUGUUGUUGUUGUCUAUGACAGGGAGACACCUCAGGGGACUAUAAGAAACUGCUGUUAAAGCUGUGUGGAGGGAGCGACUAGAGGACCCAUGUCAGCUCUCUUUACAGGAUCUCCCCCACGCCAUCUAUCUAUCUAUUAAGCUAAUCUAUGCAUGCACCACAAUCAGCAAUAAUGCAUGCCAGGCUAUCCAUUUUCUUCAAAGCAACUUUUAUCACAUGUUAUGAUAUGAGAACCUAUCAUAAAAGCUGCUCCUUUUCUAUAUUUUUUAUGAGCAAGAAAGUAUAUAUUUUUCCAUAAGUGUAACAUCUGUGCUGGAUAUUAUAACUUAGUCUGGCUAAAAGUGCCCUUAAAUGUGCAACUUUGAUUAGAUUAGAAUUGGAAUUUAAAUCAAUAUGUAUUUUAUAAAACGUUUUUAUUUAACAAACCUGUGCCAAUAUUAUACAUAUCUAAUUGUACAAGUUAACUCAGUAGUAAUUGGUUUAGUUGAGCAAUGUUAAAUAAAUUACUCUGAAGUCUCUGAAGUCAGAAUACUUAGCAGCUAAAAUACCAAAGUGGUCCUUUUUAUAUUUGUGUUUAUAUGGUGUGUGUGUGU